Messenger RNA from Rubroshorea leprosula, 1640 nucleotides. Lineage: Eukaryota; Viridiplantae; Streptophyta; Magnoliopsida; Malvales; Dipterocarpaceae. The record is from the annotation of a GenBank genome assembly.
AGCUGGAAGGAAGAAGGUGCUGCCGCGGCUGGAUGGGUUCCGGUCACACGUUAACAAAUCCUGCUGCACAGGCGGUAUGAUCCAUGCCCGGAGAGUGGGGAAAUGGUAUCGAUGAGGUGUGUUGUUGUUGUUGAUCAGCGGGGAACAGAACAAGUGGAUGGUAUUUUUGCUGGUGGGUGGCCGCAGAGUUUUGCUGAGCUGCUCGCUCUUGUUUGUGAGCGUUCUGGUGCCCACCGAGUGCUUGAGGGGAGUCAAACAGCCGAGAGCAGUGGAGACAAGGAAAUCGCGGAGAUGAGCGCCUGCGAGCGAGUGGAUGGUAUGGCUACUGGUGGUUGGCCGGAGAGUUUCGCUGAGCUGCUUGCUCGUGUAACAGAGCAGGCAUCAACGGUAACUAAACUCAAGUCAACAACGUCAACGCUUCCUCAGAACAAUGGAAAAUUUCAGGAACAAGAAGCGAGGAGAAAUGUUUAUGCCAAUAUGGACGAAUUACCGGAGGAAGAGGAAGGUAGGAAGACGCUCAAGGAUUUCUUUGAGGCCUGCAAAGAGUUUAUCGGAUCAGACGGCGGUCCGCCUCACUGGUUCUCUCCUUUGGAGUGCGGCUGCAGGGCACCGGAUUCUCCCCUGCUUCUCUUUUUGCCUGGAAUUGAUGGCACUGGACUUGGGCUUCUAAUGCAUCACCAGAAAUUAGGAAAUUAUAAAUGGAAUCAGUUGCCAAACAAUUGGUUUACCAAAACUGCUGUUCCUUUAGUAGAUGUAGAUCCUUCUUUGCAAAAAUGCUUUACUUGCCUUUCUACAUCCUUUGGCAAGUCAGAACUGAAACCUCUUCUACCUUUACUACAAAUCAUUCCAGAUGAAUUCUUUCUUUUGGCAAGAAAUUCCAUGUUAACCUUAACCACAGGUGACCAUUUGAGGAUGCUGAUGGAUAAUGUAGUGAAGGGCAUUCCUCUGGGACAAUCUGUUGUUGGAAAGCUGUCACAGGAUAUUGUUGCUGCAUCAUCUAACCCCUCUAUUCUGGUUGAAAUCUUACCCAAAGAAUUGCUCGAAUGGAAGCUACAAAUGCUGAAAUCUGUUUCUGCAUAUUCCAACUCUCAUCUCAAUGCCACAAAAGCUGAAGUGCUAUUACUUUGCAGUGGAAGAGAUCAAUUGUUUCCUAGUGAAGAAGAAGGUGAAAGACUAUGCCAUGCACUCCCAAAUUGUGAGAUUCGAAGGUGGUAUUGAUUUGGUAACAAUCAUCAAGGGAACUAGCUUCUAUCAUUGUGGAAAAUACCAUGACUGUUGUCAGAUUACAUGCCACCUACACCUCCUGAAUUCUAGAAGUUAUAUGAAUCAAAUAGAUGGUUAAAUGCUGCUCUUAGCUCUGUGAUGCUCUCAACUACCGAGGAUGGGAAGGUGGUGAAGGGCCUUGCCAGGGUUCCAUUGGAGGGACCUGUCCUGUACAUUGGUUGUCACAUGUUACUGGGACUAGAAGUUAUUUCCUUGGUAUGUGAAUUUCUCUCAGAGAAAUAUCCUCUUGCGAGGGAUAGCACAUCCAUUGCUGUUUGAAAGAUUGAGAGAAGGCAGGUUACCUGAUGUAUCAACCUUUGACUCAAUAUGAUUAAUGGGGGCAGUUCCUGUUUCAGGAACAAAUUUCUACAAGCUUA